AUGAAGCUUCAGCAAUGGUGCUCAGGAUGCCGGGUCUCGAGAGUCGCGAGCCUCUCGACUGGUCUACCGCGAUCAACUCUCCGCCUGUUCCGAGAGCGCAUUGAGCGUAAUACGCGCAAUCUCUCCGCAUCGUCCGUCGAUCGCUACCGUUCGCUUGAAACCCUCGAAGACGCCAGCAUCGAUACCUUUCGCACCCAUUAUUAUGCUCGCGAGAAGCCCGUCCUGUUUCCACGAUCGAAAUUCAAGGAGUUACCAGCCUUGAAGAACUGGUUUCAGAGCUGCACAGCCCCAGCUGGCGCUCCAGGCCCAUCCACAACUCGCCUCAACAUCGAAUACCUACAGAAGCAUGCCGGCGAUGCAUUUGUACCGCUGGAGCUUACCGAGCAAUCUCCGACCGACCGGUCAAGUGACCCGGAUUCGCAUGCUCAUGGCGGGACUGACGCCUUAAGCUUCCGACAGUUUCACGCGCCGCUGACAAUGUUUCUGGAAUGGAUGCGCACGGCAGCUACCUCACCACAAUCGAGUCGGUUGUACCUCGCUCAGUGCCAGCUCCUCGAUCUACCUCCAGUCCUACGACAAGACUUCCCAAUCCCAGAUAUCGUGGCACAGGCUGGCAAGGGUGAUGUGUAUGACACGAAUGUCUGGAUCGGACACCCGCCUACAUAUACUCCUCUACACCGUGAUCCUAAUCCGAAUCUUUUCGUUCAGCUCGCUGGGCGUAAGGUUGUGAGACUACUUGCUCCAAUGGAGGGACAGGCUGUAUUUUCUGCUGUUCGGCAGCGACUGGGCAAAAGUGGAGGGAAGGAAGCCGCGGCCUUUCGAGGCGAGGAAAUGAUGCAAGGACAGGAGCGUGCUUUACUGGAUGAGAUGGUGUGGGGUACCCCAGCGUCUGCUGAUACAUAUGGCGGAGUGGGAUACGAAGUUCAUCUUCGGGCCGCAGAUGGCCUUUUCAUUCCCAAAGGUUGGUGGCAUAGCAUCAAGGGAGUAGGAGAGGGCGUGACUGCAUCGGUAAGUGCUCAUCUGCAUGAUGACAGCGCCAGGUAA
Molecule: messenger RNA, 1044 nt
Organism: Penicillium maclennaniae
Lineage: Eukaryota; Fungi; Ascomycota; Eurotiomycetes; Eurotiales; Aspergillaceae
Product: putative JmjC domain protein
Exons: 1
Coding region: 1-1044 (347 amino acids)
Molecular function (GO): 2-oxoglutarate-dependent dioxygenase activity
Source: RefSeq, a predicted model, not a curated record